GCCAUCGAUCGGCCAUUCCAUCCAAGCAGCGCCUCCGUCUUCCUCUCCCAGGAUUCACACAAUGGCUCGAAAAUCGCUGAUCCUGUGCGCGCUAGCCCUGCUUAUCGUCUCAUCCAGCGCGAGUGAACACGAUCGCCAUGAGCGCCACGACCGUGGCGACGAAGAAGGCGACCAUCACAAGCAAGCGACCAGUCCUUUCGUGCUCAAGGAACCCGUACAGGUGGUGAGUACGGAAGCCGGGGAUAUCCAAGUUCUUCCCGGUCCCAAAGAGCUGGGAGCCCUUGCAGAGAACCACAUUGGUCUCAGCAUCAUCACCAUCGAGCCCAAGGGCCUUUUGCUUCCACAGUACCUCGAUGCCUCUUGCGUGCUUUACGUCCACAAAGGACGAAUGACUUUGGGAUGGGCCGAGCAAGACUACCUUAACCGGCAGGACUUAGAGACUGGAGAUAUCUACGCUCUCCCGGGUGGUUUCGUGUUCUACGUCCUCAACACCGACGAGGGACAGAGGCUGCGUCUGUAUGGGAUGUGUGACACAUCCGAGAGCCUCGAUGCUGGACACUUCCAAUCGUUUUUCGUUGGUGGUGGAGUUGAUCCUCGAACGAUUCUCUCGGGAUUUCGUAAGGAGGCCGUCGCUGCUGCUUUGAAGGUGGCUCCCGAGGAUGUUUCAGAGAUCCUGGGCUCCCAAACCGAAGGUCCCAUUGUCUACACAUCACGGGCUGGAUAUGAUUUCUUGAAGGGAGACUCGGCCGCUUCAAAUGCUCGUGGUGACGCGCCUAAGCCGUUCAACUUGCUCAAGAAAGCUCCCGACUUUAAGAACGAGAACGGCUGGACGAUCGCUGUCCAUGGCGCGGAAUUCAGUCCCUUGAAAGAGGCGGACGUCGGAGUUUUCGCAGUCAGCUUGAAGCCAGGAGCUAUGCUCGCACCGCACUGGAAUCCCAGAGCUGCCGAGGUAGCCUUCAUCACCAAGGGCAACGGAAGGAUCCAAGUCUCAUACCCGAAUGGAACCAACGCGCUCGACAAGGAACUGGACGAGAGCAAGGUGGUGUUCGUCCCUCGCUACUUCCCGAUGUGCCAAAUCGCUUCCCGGAAUGGUGAUUUCGAGUUCGUUGGAUUCAGCACAUCGUCUCGGCGGAACCGUCCACAGUUCUUGGCAGGUCUGAUAGUGUUUCACGUAGUUCUUGGCCUCAAAAGAUCGUUCUUAUCUUUCGCAGGAUCCAACUCCGUGUUUAAGGCUUUCAGCAAGGACAUCAUGUCCAAGACUUUCAACGUCGACGCAAAGCGCUUGGAAGCCGUGCUCGAUAACCAGCGCGACGCGGUGAUCCUGCCUGGUUUCAUCGAGGAAGAUGGCAAGCGGAGCUCUGCAAUGUAAAAAGUUUUGUGUGAAUCAAUCAAAGUGAGAACUUUUCCAAGCC
Molecule: messenger RNA, 1412 nt
Organism: Selaginella moellendorffii
Lineage: Eukaryota; Viridiplantae; Streptophyta; Lycopodiopsida; Selaginellales; Selaginellaceae
Product: vicilin-like seed storage protein At2g28490
Exons: 5
Coding region: 62-1369 (435 amino acids)
Source: RefSeq, a predicted model, not a curated record